AUGGCUGGUACCGUGGAACGUACCCUUGAGGUUGAGGCGUGUCUUCACGAUGAUGCCACUAGCCAACCAAUCUCUGGUUCAAAUCCCUCCACACGGGUAGCCGUCCUCAGGCAACACCAAUAUCAAUCUAGUGUGACAUACCAUGAGCUGGAUGGCAACACAUUGAUCCCAGACGUCUUGGGGUAUUCCUAUCUUCGAGAUCUUGCAGACGAAGGGAAGAAGCAAUCCCCUGGCAAACAGUACGCCCGAGUGAUUCAAGCCUACUCAAAGAUUCACGAUCUGCUAUCUCCACCUAGAGCAUCAAAAACAGAGGCUCGAGAGAGCAAAGGCUCCCCUGUUCUCUUUCACGAAAAGAAGUGUGCUUUGAUAGAGCGACUGGAGCCACCUCCAAACUCCAAGGCGGAUGUAGUGAACACUACGUUCGCCCAAAUCAAAGUGCAGACACCAACCGGCCCUCCUGUGGACCAAUUUGUCAACUGCCGCUCAUCGAAUAUCAAAGCAAAUGACUUGAAGGACUCCGCGAAUGGCCUUUCUCGUCCCAUCACGAUCAGCACAGGCAUAUGCCUGUUCUCGUCUCAGCUCCUGGGAUUCAUUCCCACCAAAGGACUAUCCACUCCGGACGGCACUGCAGAGACAGCCAUUCCGCCAUUGCCUUACAGUCAGGUUUCGACUUUCUACGAACUUGAAACAUGCACGCGGAUGGCAAUGACUAUUGCAGGCCUGGCCGUCACUGCUUGCACAGGGGGCACAGCUGGUUCCCGCCCAAUUGUCGUCAGACUAGAUGUUCCUCGUCUGCAGUAUUACAGCUACCCAUUGGAGCUUCUUCAAGCAGGACUUGUGAGCUGGGAGUACGUACGAGAGUGGUUCAGUCUGGUUGAUCGCCGGCAUCGGCAGGUCGCAACUUUGAUGAAAGACACCAUUACUCAGGAAGUACGUCGACGGGGCGGUGAUGUUCAGGUAGAAGUUACCAACGGCACUACCGCUGUGGUUCAGUUUUUGCGUCUUUGCAUCCUCGACCGAAGGGAAUUACCGACUGUGGAUGACAUGCUGUUUGUGCUUGAGUGGAUCGGUCCCUAUCAGGCGGCAUGGCGAGAAUUUUUGGAUAUUGUUGGCGAGAGUCAAAGGCCGAAGGAUCUUCGCAGUCUUUCAAUAAUGGCCUAUGUCUUUGAGGUGAUGUAUCCGGCAUUGAAUCAGACAAGUACGAAAACCGGGCAUGUGAACGACGAGGGGACUGCUCGCCCUCUGCUGAUUCAGGUCGAUGAUAUCGCCGAAUGGAGGAUCUUUGACCGCGCAGAAAAGCUCCUCAAGCGCUUCAAAGAGCGACAGCAUGACCUUGAUCCCCUCCUGGUUGGCGUGUUUCCCUCACCACGAAUCUUUACUAGUGAGGAUCAAGGGCGAUCUACCCUGUUUCUUCAUGACCCUGGUCUCAAGAUUCAGCAACCUUGCUCUCCCUCUAGCGAUAGCAAAGAGGGCUCAGGUGUUGUGAGUCCAUUGGAUAUCAUUGGCGAGAUCUAUGGGGGAGAAGUCCAGGACACACUUGUGCAACUGUUAAUGAAGGGCGGUUUAUCUACACCAGAUGAGCACGAAUUAGCUUGA
Molecule: messenger RNA, 1596 nt
Organism: Penicillium bovifimosum
Lineage: Eukaryota; Fungi; Ascomycota; Eurotiomycetes; Eurotiales; Aspergillaceae
Exons: 1
Coding region: 1-1596 (531 amino acids)
Source: RefSeq, a predicted model, not a curated record